GCCUAACCCGUCGAGCUCAUCUACCUUGUCCCGCACUACCCGCUUUCCGCCAGGCUCAGACCUACUCACUCGUCUACAGCUUGUGCCCUAGAUAAAUGGCCUCUCUCAGAGCGAUAUGGGAGCGCCACGUGAAACCACGGGUAAAGCUAUGGCGGGAUAAGAGAGAUCUUGGGCUGCUGGGCCUUGCCGUCGUUUAUUUCAUUAUCUGUAUAUAUCUAGUUGCAGUUGCAAACGCAUUUGCGGACCGAAGGAACACAAACACCAACAAACCUCCUGACCAGCGUUAUGUGGCACCAGACCCGCUCCUGGAUGCUACCAAUCCAUGGUACUAUCGAGUACAUUUACCGCAGAAUCUUCCGGAUACCUGUGUGCUGAUUUCAGGAGUGUUGAUGGUUCUCUUUGCCAUUACGCGAGGUGCAGCUGCCGUUACGCUCAUACGUCGCGCUCUUUUCAUUGUGGGGUCACUCUACUUGGGUCGUGUUCCUUACAUGAUGUUGACCAAUCUUCCUGCUCCGUACAUCUACUGCUUCACUCCGGUGGAUUCAAACUUCGGGAAAGACACUUGGUUACUCUUCUCUGGAAGACGCGUAGAUUGCGGGGAUACAUUCUAUUCGGGACACACAAUCGUGUUUGGGUCCUGUCUGAUGAUGUAUUGGUACCAUUGUCGCCACUACUGGAUAACUAUCCCUGUGGUAUUAUUCUGCAUUUUUGGAAUGUUGACUUUGGUUAUGAGUUCGUAUCACUACACAAUUGAUGUCCUUGGGGCAUUCGUUUUCACUUUCCUCUGCUGGUGGCUUUUUCACCUUGCUAUAGAGGUGGACGAAAUCGGCAAUCAUCGCUGGUGGGGCAAGGUAAUCCGCUGGCUGGACUACGACGGACACAAGCUCAUAGAGGCGAAAGAAGGGCGCAAAACACUGAUGAUGGCUGCCUCAGGAAGGGGUCCUAUACAUCCGGAGGAGACCCUUCCUACUCAUGUAGAGCCGGGACAAGAGAUGACCGAGCGAAGGGGCGGUGAUAUCGUCGAGGUGCCUCGAAUGUCCUUGUCGGGUGUGUCAAGGGGUGACAGUCCGCGCCUUUCGGGUUCACUUAGAACUAGAGUGUCAAACGAACGGGUGUCAAACGCCUUGUCUGGACCGGUACAAUCCGUCCGAAGACCCCCUGUGACGCAAGAAACGGUUGAGAUUUUAAUAGAGGAGAUACAUGUUUCCCCACCGUGAUAUGCGUCGAUACCAUAUCUCUGUACUUCAGAGUAUAAUUCAAUUAUUUUGCCAGGACGCCUAUUUGGAUACGAUUUAUAGCUCUUUCUUCAAACUUUUAUACAGUCUCUUCUCCGUUCUACACACAAUAUUACCUCCCAUGCCAGCGGUUAUUUUAGAUGCACGCGGACGUUCUCUCCA
Spizellomyces punctatus DAOM BR117 is the source of this 1397-nucleotide messenger RNA. RefSeq lists its product as uncharacterized. The record is from RefSeq and is a predicted model, not a curated record. Gene Ontology annotation, biological process: ceramide biosynthetic process. Gene Ontology annotation, cellular component: Golgi membrane; endoplasmic reticulum membrane. The coding region runs from base 96 to 1217 and encodes 373 amino acids. The transcript has 5 exons. Gene Ontology annotation, molecular function: sphingomyelin synthase activity; ceramide cholinephosphotransferase activity. NCBI's taxonomy places the organism in Eukaryota, Fungi, Chytridiomycota, Chytridiomycetes, Spizellomycetales, Spizellomycetaceae.